Monomorium pharaonis (pharaoh ant) is the source of this 1061-nucleotide messenger RNA. RefSeq lists its product as uncharacterized. NCBI's taxonomy places the organism in Eukaryota, Metazoa, Arthropoda, Insecta, Hymenoptera, Formicidae. The record is from RefSeq and is a predicted model, not a curated record. The transcript is spliced from 7 exons. Bases 204 to 968 code for a protein of 254 amino acids.
AAGAUAAUUGUUUUAAGAUAUAUAAAUCUGCGGUAAAACUUAUUUACCACAGAGAGUGAGUGAAUGUUACUGUGUGGUGAUAUAUAGCCUGCCGUUAUAUAGUGACGCUAAUAUGACAAAACACAACAGUCAACAUAUUUGUUACAAGGCAUUUUUACUUUCGAGAAUUUCGAAACUUUUUUAAGAAUUAAGAUUCUGAUAAAAUGGAAAAUGAAAGAAUACAGAAAGAAAUUGAAGAAACUGAUCUGAUUGAUUUAAUAACACCAAAUGAAGUCUUUGACACAAUUCAAAUGUACGAUUCAACUAUCGAAGUAAUUGGCUAUGUGGAUAGUAUAGAACCGUCUCAUAAUAAAGAAAUUGAUCUAAAAAACGAAUAUUUUAAAUUUUAUUUAAAUAACGGAAAUGGAAAACGUGUCCCAGUCAUAGCAAAGAGCAACAAUAUUGGAGAUAAUUUAUAUAUUUUACGUUGUAUGAAGCUACAUUCUAUUGUUCAUUUAGAUGGCGUUCAAACAAUACCUAAUUUAGAGUAUAAUAAUGGAACUGUUCCAUACCAAUUAAUAAUUAGAGGAAAUAGUGUAGUAACAAAUUUGGGUAACUACGAAUUAACUAAGCCUAUUCCAACUAAACUAUGUCAAGUACUGAAUACUUCAGGACGCAUUAUGUUGAGAGGUUAUAUAAAAUCUAAUUUUAUGGAAAUCUACGAUGACAAGUUAAAUAAAUUAAUUGGCUGUGGAUCAAUUACAGACGGCACAUACAAAUUAGAAAUUCAUAUAAAAGAUUUUUCUUACACUGAUUAUCUUACACGUGGUAUAGAAAAAGGAGACAAAAUAAAAGUAAUAGGUAUCAUGCAAACAGACAAUCCAAUAUAUCUACUUGUAAAUGAUAUAAGUAGUAUUGAAAAAUUAGAUGGAUAUAUGUCAUUCAGUGCAAUGUUAAAAGGUAUUUGUGUACCAAAAAGAGAAACGUAAGGAGAGACAUUAUAAAAAGUAAAUAAGACAAUUUUAAUAUCUAUUAUUAAUUGUAAAGCUAAAAAGUAGCAAAAUAGUCAAAAGUAAGAGAGC